CACACAUCGUCUUCGGAUUCUUCCCCAGGAGCUUCAAGUAGGGAUAUGUCCUCAGCACCAACAACUCCUCCAUCAGUGGAUAAAGUAGACGGAUUUUCUCGGAAGUCCGUCAGAAAAGCCAGACAGAAGAGGUCGCAGAGUUCCUCACAGUUUAGGUCUCAAGGCAAGCCUAUUGAGUUAACACCUCUGCCGCUGCUAAAAGACGUUCCAACCUCAGAGCAGCCUGAACUGUUCCUAAAGAAACUUCAGCAGUGCUGUGUCAUUUUUGACUUCAUGGACACGCUAUCUGAUCUUAAAAUGAAAGAAUACAAGCGCUCCACUCUUAAUGAACUGGUGGACUACAUUACAAUAAGCAGAGGCUGUCUGACAGAGCAGACUUACCCUGAAGUAGUUAGAAUGGUAUCCUGCAACAUAUUCAGAACUCUCCCUCCUAGUGACAGCAAUGAAUUUGAUCCAGAAGAAGAUGAACCCACCCUUGAGGCAUCAUGGCCACACUUACAGCUUGUAUAUGAAUUUUUCAUACGAUUUUUGGAAAGCCAAGAAUUCCAACCCAGCAUUGCCAAAAAAUACAUAGAUCAGAAAUUUGUAUUACAGCUUUUGGAGCUAUUUGAUAGUGAAGAUCCACGAGAACGGGACUACUUAAAAACAGUCUUACACAGAAUUUAUGGGAAGUUUCUUGGUCUUAGAGCAUUUAUCCGAAAACAAAUUAACAAUAUUUUUCUAAGGUUUGUUUAUGAAACAGAACACUUCAAUGGUGUAGCUGAACUGCUGGAAAUACUAGGAAGUAUUAUCAAUGGCUUUGCUUUACCUCUCAAAGCAGAACACAAACAGUUUCUGGUGAAAGUGUUGAUUCCUUUACACACCGUCAGGAGUUUAUCACUCUUCCAUGCCCAGCUGGCAUAUUGUAUAGUGCAAUUUCUGGAGAAAGAUCCUUCACUCACAGAACCAGUUAUUAGGGGCUUAAUGAAAUUUUGGCCUAAAACAUGCAGUCAAAAAGAAGUCAUGUUCCUUGGGGAACUGGAAGAAAUUUUGGAUGUGAUUGAACCUUCACAGUUUGUUAAAAUUCAAGAACCUUUGUUUAAACAAAUUGCCAAAUGUGUGUCUAGCCCCCAUUUUCAGGUGGCAGAGAGGGCACUCUAUUAUUGGAAUAAUGAGUACAUCAUGAGCCUGAUAGAGGAGAACUCCAAUGUCAUCCUUCCCAUCAUGUUCUCCAGUCUCUACAGGAUUUCAAAAGAGCACUGGAACCCGGCUAUCGUGGCAUUAGUGUACAAUGUGUUGAAGGCAUUCAUGGAAAUGAACAGCACUAUGUUUGAUGAGCUGACAGCCACAUACAAGUCAGAUCGUCAGCGUGAGAAAAAGAAAGAAAAAGAGCGUGAAGAAUUGUGGAAAAAAUUGGAGGAUCUGGAGUUAAAGAGAGGUCUUAGACGUGAUGGGAUAAUUCCAACUUAACAAAAAUCUGACAGCAACAUAACUAACCUGUGGAGUCUCACAUUUAUGUAGUAGAAGAUGGAGCAACAGUUUUCUGUAUUGUGCAACUUUACAGUAGAUUUCACAUUUGUUUCAUUAUUACAACAGCACUGUAUAUACCUGUCUCUAAGUAAAGGAAAAAACAAAAAUAAGGACUUCAGUCCAAAGUGUGGACAGUAGAUGGACUUCUCAGAACUUUGCAAACAUAAUCAUUGCUCUAACCCUCUUAAAAAUGGUCUUCAGAGAUCUGUUGAUGAAAUUGCUCUGUUGAAAUUCCAUUAUCAGGAGUUCCUUAUUUAUCACUAGCAGAGAGUAUGAUACAAUUUUCAAAUGUGAACAAUCUGAAAUUAGCUUGUCUUUCUGCUAAGCUGUUAAAUGUAUUUAUAGUAAAGGAAAAAAAAAGACUGUCAUUUCUUUAUAAGUUUGUAUACAUUCUCCUCUGGAUAACUUGACUGUAAUUUGACAUCUUUUCCUUUUGCACAUUUUCAUGAGUCGAAUGUCCACGUGGAAUGGGGCCGUGAAUUAUAAAGACCCUGGUGAAAGUCUUGUCUACUGGGGUGAACAUCUUUCCAGUACAUACCUAUCCCCAGAUGUUCCUGGGACUCCUUUAGUUUUAAAAUUAGGAGUGAAAAGAGAAGAGGUGAUAAACAGUAGAGGAGGGAAUAUCAGACUCCAGUGUCAGAUGCCCUGAGUCUGAAUCAAUGUCUUGAAUCCUUGAAAACAGGUACUGGGACACCGCAGGCUUCAGUGCCUGGCCAGUGUUAGUUGCAUUCCUCAUUGUGCAUCCAUACCAGAGAUGUUUAGAAAUGUCAGAGAAACAGCCUUUUGGACCACAUUCUUAGACUACUUCGUCUAAGACAGACAAAACACUAAAUGAUAUAACCAUGAAAUUGAUUGCCAGGAUUGUGAAUCUGAUUGGAAAAGAGUUGAGUGAAUGAACAGUUUGGGCUGUUGGAGUUGAUGCCUUACUUUUUAAUGUCUUUAUAAAAUAUUCCAGCAAAAGAGGAUGUAGCCUCUGGGAGAAAACAAGUAUGUUCCAGUGCUUUUUGUAGAUGCUCAUUCUGUAGCUCAUCACAGUGCCAGCCCUGUUUUUAGCCAGAAAGGAUUCAGGAUCAACAUUAUGCAUCUGAAACUGGAUGCAUAUUCCUAACUACUGUAUUUGUUACCUAAAGUGGUUCUACAAAUGCUACUGAAAAAAAAAAUCUGGAAAUUCCUAAUGUCCUGAGUAUUAAUAAUAAAAUUUAAAAAAUGCUUUUAUAUCAAAGGUGCAUUGUGACCAAAUUGUUUAAGAAAAAAAACAACAACAAAAACCAAUAUCUAGCACUGUAUUAUAGGUAUAUCUUACUGGCUCUCUGCUCUGUAUGAAAGAGAAGUCUUAUAUCCUGGGUAGGUAAAUUGCUGAUGUACAGUAUGCACUUACUGAUGUGGUUGCAUCUUUGUGUACUGAAAGAUGUGUGUUUUGAGUUUGCUUCCAGGAUGCUUUUGCCAUUAGGGGCAUGGUAGCAGUGAGUUGAUAAUCCCAAACCAUCACAUCCAGCAGUGUUCGUGACGCAGAGGCGACUGUGUGUUCAUAUGUUGAGUUGGGAUAGUAACUAACAUCAACACAUGAACUAUUGCUCUUAAUAGAAAGGCAAUAUAAAUAUGGGCUUGUAUAUUUUCUUCCUUUCAAAUGUAGAAUAUGAAGUCUUAGUGUUUCUAAGGAAAAGAAAAACAAAACAAAAUAAAAAACCCACAACUUUUCCAGUGAAGUGUUUCCAGAUUAUCAGUCACAGUGUGUGCAUAAAAGUCAGCUGAUUUUGGAUACUUUCAUCAGUACUUUGUUUAAAAAAAAAAAAGCAAGGCAGACCAAAAUUGCCAUUGUUAAUUCCCCAAAGUGGCAGCAGUAAGAAAAACUAGUAUGUACCACCAUAUUCAAGAUGGUUUAAUGGAGUGGAGAGCUCUUUUUCUUAAAGAGCCAUUAACAAGGAUUCAAUGUAAUGUCAGCACAGACUGUGGUAUGUGAAGCCACUUUAAAAGUGCUGGAACAGCUGGGUGUGGUGGCGCACACCUUUAGUCCCAGCACUCAGGUGCCAGGCGCAGAGGCAGGUGAAUCUCUGUGAGUUCAAGGUCAGCUGGGGCUACAGGGAGAACCUGUCUCAAAAAGACCAAAAAAAAAUUUAAAAAAAACAAAAAAAAAAAAAAAAAAAAAUGCUGGAACAAAGGUGAAAAAUAUUAAUAAGAAAUCUGUAACAAGUCUCCUUUAGCUCUUUGAUUUUAGCCUUUAGUUUCAACUCUCAUUACAUGUAGUGUUGAUAAUAUAAACUUUGUUUGCUGUGAUCUCUGCACCUGGGGUUGAAAUGCAUUCAUUUGAAAUAAGAAGUGCCAGGAUCCCUUUCUGCACCUUACCCUGUCCUCACGGUUAAGGUGAGAACAGCACAGACAUCCUCUGUCGAUUUUGUGUGUUGAUCAUUCCAGACUGAGAAUAAAGCCAAGCUUUAGACUUAUUUAAAGAAUCAGUUAAAGCUGUCUGUUCAAAAUUCCAGGGCAGCUUCUGAGAAGAAACACUGUCCUUUUCUUUUUUAACUGAACGUGACAAUGUGACAUUUGUCAUGUUGUGUGUGGUGACACGAAGUUAGCCGAGGUAAUCUGACUGUUGCACUGUGUGACAUAUUGAAGGAAGUAUUUGCUGCAUUUGCAGCAGCCCUCUCACUGUCCCUUCCUGCACAAUUCUGCUGUUGCUACAACUUGAGUUCAUUGUGACAAAUGCAUCUUUGUGUUAUAUUUUGUUUGCUUCAUAGUUUCCAGAACUAUAUAUAAAUAUAUUUUUUAAAAUAGCAAAUAUUGUAGUUAGUGAGUGCUGAUCGCUCCACCUUAUCCCUACCAUAUUGGUUUGAGGGAUGGGACUAAGAAUGUCCUUGGAAGAAACGAUACAAAUACAACCCUGUGGUUUAGAAUGAUGCUGAGGCCGUAGACUGUGGGCCUGGAACAGCUCUGUGAGUGAGGUGACGUUUCCGAAUCAAGCACGCAUUCCUUCUCAUUGUGCUGCUGUGCCCAGAUGUUCACUUUCAGUGUUUAGUUUUUGUCCUUUUCAAUUUUUACUAUGUUUUGCUCCCCCAACACUUUUUUAAUAAAAGAAAAAAAUAGCCCCCUCAGUGCCACUGGAUGCUCACGAGCAGGGUUAGGCUCCUUCUUGGGCUGCUUCUAAAUGGAGAGAUCUCACUGACUUUGUUCCUCCUGUCCAUGGGGCAGCCCAGGGUGCAGGGCUGGGGGCUGCCCGUGCACCUGCUGCAUUGAAACAGCAGCCUAGGUGUAAUCACAUUAUGAAAAGGAAAAAAAAAGUAUAUUAGAGCUUUAAAAGCUUUUUUAUUUUUCUGUGGGGAUGGGGGUGGGAAAAAGGGAUGUGUGGCUCUUAGGAUGUUUUUGGCAUUAAGUAUUCCAGAGUUUUCUUUUUUGUGUUCUGUUGUUUUUCCCUUUAAUUGGAUGCACUGACCUGGCCCAGGAAAUGAAGAGAUUCUCUCCUUUGAUGUUAUUAUCAAUGUUAUCACAAAGUGACGGUCACCUGUAGCAAAAGGUGGCGGCAGAUAUGAUCAGUGAUGUUUUAUUUGCACAUGAAUAUUUUUAUUUUUGUAUUCUGGCUCAGUUGCUUCUCUGCGUGGAGUUAAGGAAUGAGCCAUAAAGGAUUUUUGUAAUAGGUAUAAUGGCAAUGCAUUUUAUAUUCCUCUAUAUUUAAUUUUGAAAACCUGAAAGAUGGAUUGUGCAUCUCGAGAGAAAGUCGAGCAGACGUUGACGUAGCGGAAUGUUAGUUUGUGCUGCCUCGUGUGCACGAUGGCAGCUGUAGUGUCUUGGAAAUGAACAUCCCGUACUAUGUCUAUGAAUACAGGUUCCUCUUCCCACCUCCUCCCUCUUCUUCCCCUUCUCUCGCCCCAUCCCUUCCCUUCUCUAUUUUUUUUUCUCUCUCAGCCCAUCCCUCCUUUACUUUUUUUUUUGAAAUCACUUGCUGUAAAUAAGUUGUAAUCCAAACCUCAUGUAUCAAUGGGGAACUUUCAAAUAUAAAUAUUACCAAUACAUUUUCUGGUUGUUGUCUGGUUUUUGACUGGAGUAUAAUAAGAAUGACAUGUCCACUGCCUUUGAUUUGAGUUUUGCUUCGACUUCUGGUGUCUCGGCAUUUCAUUGUUUUAGCAGGAGAGGGCAGCAGUUCAUUUUCCCUAUGAGGAAUGCUGUGAUCGGUGUGUGUGUCUGUGUGUCUUGUGUCUCUGUCUCUGUGUCUCUUUGUGAUAUUCUUUAAAACAAAAACAAAAA
This is a messenger RNA of Nannospalax galili (Upper Galilee mountains blind mole rat), 5745 nucleotides long. RefSeq names its product protein phosphatase 2 regulatory subunit B'epsilon (gene Ppp2r5e). Gene Ontology annotation, molecular function: protein phosphatase activator activity. Lineage: Eukaryota; Metazoa; Chordata; Mammalia; Rodentia; Spalacidae. Gene Ontology annotation, biological process: protein dephosphorylation; signal transduction. The transcript has 14 exons. Bases 46 to 1449 code for a protein of 467 amino acids. Gene Ontology annotation, cellular component: cytosol; nucleus; protein phosphatase type 2A complex. The record is from RefSeq and is a predicted model, not a curated record.